Zea mays is the source of this 1196-nucleotide messenger RNA. RefSeq lists its product as uncharacterized. The record is from RefSeq and is marked validated. Bases 31 to 999 code for a protein of 322 amino acids. The transcript has a single exon. NCBI's taxonomy places the organism in Eukaryota, Viridiplantae, Streptophyta, Magnoliopsida, Poales, Poaceae.
CGAGGAGUCCACCGUACCGCCAGCGAGGUCAUGGAACGUCGGCUCCGGCCAAUCGCGCCCAAACCCAUGCCGCCGCUGAUGCCCACUGGCGCCGCGGCGACCAGCGUGCUGUGGCGGGCGCGCAAGCGCGGCCGCGACGAAGACCGUCUCCUUUUGUCCCCUCCGCUGUCAAAGAGGGAGACGGAGAGGGAGGCGGCGGGGGCGUCGUCUUACCCUAACCCUCAACCUCCAGCCUCGGCGGCCCCCGUGGCGGCGACGAGGAGAGGACGACGGUACGUGCCUAUGCCCGAGGGUCUUCUUACAGGCUGUGAGGAGCGGCUCCGGAGGCUCUCGCUCGUGGCGGGGUCGUCUCCAGCGGCUGCCUUGCCGUGGCCGGCUGCGGCGGCGGCGCCAUCGUCAUCGGACGCGGCGACGACGAGGCGGGUGUUCCCCGUGGAGCGCGACCUGAUCUCGAAGCUGCAGGUGCCCAAGGUCAUCAGGCCUCGCCCCGCUCGCCCUCUGUGGACCACCAUCUGCAUCGACUCCAGCAACAUCGCCGUCGUCGGUAGCGGCCCGGAGACGGCGGCGUCUGCGUCCAACAAGACGGCGAGGGAGGUGGAGGCCGAACUGGAGCUCCCGGGCGCGCUCCCGGCCGUCGUGUCGGGCCCCCGCAACCGUGUCCACCUGGUGAACGACGCGUACAAGGCUAUGGUGGGACAGCCCGUGUGCCCGUGGCUCGACGCGCUGCCGGGCGCCGGCGCGUCGAGGAGGAUCAACGGCAUCGUGGCGCUGGACGUGCGGACGUUCGGCCCGGCGCCACGCCUGCCGAAGAAUGCCGGGUCAUCAUCAGACGCCUUCCCAUGCACCGCAAGGAUCACGUGGGAGCACGGUGGCGGCAGCGCCAUCGCCUCCCUCACCGUGCCGUGCGCCGUCGAGCACCUGGCCGGCGGAUCCGGUGACUAUCGCUUCAUCUGGAGGUUUGACUCCAGCAGAGCGUCCAUCAUCUACUGCAUCGCGUGACAAACUAGCUAGCUAGGCCAUUUAUUUACGAUUCAUGCUUUGUUUCCAUCGCAUGGGCUGUUAUAUAUGCUGGUCACUGAAGCUGCAAAAUAGCGCGUUAGGUGAUGGAUCGUUGGUUCGUUUUGUCUCUAGCUAGCGCGCCAGUGUUGAUUAAAUUGGAUGCAUGUCACCGAAAUAAUUAAUGUGCACAUCCAAGC